UACUCCACAAUGUUUACGACGCGAUGCGUUGCAGCUGCAGCCGCGUUUUGCAUGGUACAAUUUAUAGACCAGCACCAAGAGCUCCACAUACCAACCAUGUGCCGAAACGUGACGCUUUUAGUUUACCUUUAGUUUCUUUAUUACACAACUCUUCUCCCGCGUGGACUGAAUUUACGAUUAGACCGCCACCACACGACGUUGCUGCUGCUGCUGAUGAUGAUGUCAACCGCAAGUGUCAAUUGAGUCGUUUUCGUUCGUUGGGUCGUGUAUCGGUUGGCGGAUUUGGUUAGAUUUGCGGCCUGAAUGUGUGAGUCACCCCUCUGGGGGGGAAGCCACAAAAAUGACCGCCAAGGUUGUGUGUAGAUCCUGGUUGGGGAAGGGACAUCGAAACAUUAGUCGAUUACCGGCUGGAUUGACAAAUGAGAUCGAUUAAUCAACUGUGCAUCGUUAUGUCUACUCCAAGUACCGUUCUGGAAUGAUUCAGUAGCAAUGCGUUGGUUCGAGGUGCAGGAUUACAUCGGGUCACUGCGUCCGAUCUAUAUUGUUUCGAAAGCAUGUCUUGUUCACUUCAGUACACUGGAUCUAAGCACUGCAACCGCUCAAAGAACGCUGUUUGGCCAAGUCAGGCUGGUCUUUACGGUAUUCAUGGAUAUCUUCCUGUUCACGUUUGCUAUACGAAGCCUAACGUUGUACCUCGAGGUGACCGAUUCGCUUCUUCUGAACGGUGGUCUUUUCGCCUCGCUCGCGUUGACUUUCAUUUUUUCUACGAUUCUUCCCCUGUGGAACAGUCAUACGGAUGUCCAGAUGUACCAGUUAUACAAAAAUAUUGCGAUUUGUGAUGUAGAGUUGCUUAAUUUGGGAUUCACUGAGAACCAUUCCCGUCACCACAUGAUGAGCAUCAUCUUGCUCUGUAAUUCCAUGAUGAUGGUGGCUUAUAUAAUGAUAGCAAUCGUCUUUUUUCCAUCAUAUCUGGAAUGGCUUGGUGUUGCUAAACUUUUCCCAUCGGGGUGGACUACCUUAUCCUACGUUCGUACCAACCUGGUGAUGGGAGUGUUUGUCACUCAAACCACUUUGACACUGCAUUCGUUACGAAAGCGAUUCCAGAUGCUCAAUCAAGCGAUAUGCAAAUACCUACCAAACACAAUCCAGUCAAAACGAUCGAUACCGAACCCAAAGCUGACAUCGCUCCUGAUCUGGAAGUUUACCACCCUCCACGAUCUGCUCAGUGACACCGUGAACCUGUACAACUGCUGCUACUCCCCAAAAGCCAUCUUCAUAGCAGCUUCCUACUUCGGACUCACCCUGUUCUCCUGGUUCGGACUGAUCCACGCGUUCACCGCUAGUACGGACGUGACUACGUUCCGGAUGUCCGUGGCAAACGUCGUCUACGAUUGCUUCUUCCUGGUGUUGUUCGGUCUCCUAGUAUCGUUCUCGUGCCUAGUCAAUCGUGAGUGCCAUCGUACCGCAAUCCUCCUCCACAAGGUCGUCUGCUAUGGAUCCUUCGACAGGCGGACCACCAAACAACUUCGUUGCUUUUCGCAGCAGCUUUGGCACCAGCUGCCCAAGAUUUCCAGCCGGUUGUUUGACUUCGAGUGGGAGUUGUUCUAUCACACUUCGGGAGCACUGGCAACCUAUCUGGUCAUCCUGAUUCAGUUCGAUCUGGGUAACAUCAACUACAAGAGGCUUCCGCAGGGAAUUUUGUAACUUAUGUGAAUUUUGAUGUACAGAUAAAGAUAUCGAAAAUUUCAUUAAGAAAUUAUGGCUA
Culex pipiens pallens (northern house mosquito) is the source of this 1765-nucleotide messenger RNA. RefSeq names its product putative gustatory receptor 28b. The record is from RefSeq and is a predicted model, not a curated record. NCBI's taxonomy places the organism in Eukaryota, Metazoa, Arthropoda, Insecta, Diptera, Culicidae. Bases 490 to 1704 code for a protein of 404 amino acids. Gene Ontology annotation, biological process: sensory perception of taste. The transcript has 4 exons. Gene Ontology annotation, cellular component: dendrite; axon; membrane.